UUGGGUUUUUUUGUUUUGUUUUGCUUUUUUUCGGAUCGCGCGCGCUCCGAGCGGCCGCGCCGAGGCGGGGAAGGAAGAUGUCAAACGUGCGGGUGCCCAACGGGAGCCCGAGCCUGGAGCGGAUGGACGGCCGGGCGGCCGAGUACCCCAAGCCGUCGGCCUGCAGGAACCUCUUCGGCCCGGUCAAUCACGAAGAGUUAACCCGGGACUUGGAGAAGCACUGCCGAGACAUGGAGGAGGCGAGCCAGCGCAAGUGGAAUUUCGAUUUCCAGAACCACAAGCCCCUGGAGGGCAAGUACGAGUGGCAGGAGGUGGAGAAGAGCAGCUUGCCCGAGUUCUACUACAGACCCCCGCGCCCCCCGAAGGGCGCCUGCAAGGUGCCGGCGCCGGAGAGCCAGGGUGUCAGCGGGCAUCGCCAGCCGGUGCCUUUAAUGGGGUCCCAGGCAAACUCAGAGGACACGCAUUUGGGGGAGCAGAAGAGCGAUGCUGCGGACAGCCAGACGGGGCUCGCCGAGCAGUGCAGGAAGCGACCUGCGGCGGAAGAUUCCAGUGCUCAAAACAAAAGAGCCAACAGAACAGAAGAAAACGUUCCCGACGGUUCCCCCAACGGCGGCUCCGUGGAGCAGACGCCCAAGAAGCCGGGGAUGCGAAGACGCCAGACGUAAAGCCAACGGUUAGUUGGACCAGAGACACUUUUCCU
Molecule: messenger RNA, 700 nt
Organism: Sorex fumeus (smoky shrew)
Lineage: Eukaryota; Metazoa; Chordata; Mammalia; Eulipotyphla; Soricidae
Gene: CDKN1B
Product: cyclin dependent kinase inhibitor 1B
Exons: 2
Coding region: 78-665 (195 amino acids)
Biological process (GO): negative regulation of cell population proliferation; regulation of cell cycle; G1/S transition of mitotic cell cycle
Cellular component (GO): cytoplasm; nucleus
Molecular function (GO): protein-folding chaperone binding; cyclin-dependent protein serine/threonine kinase inhibitor activity
Source: RefSeq, a predicted model, not a curated record